Molecule: messenger RNA, 3009 nt
Organism: Lactuca saligna
Lineage: Eukaryota; Viridiplantae; Streptophyta; Magnoliopsida; Asterales; Asteraceae
Source: the annotation of a GenBank genome assembly
AUGAACAACCUAAAGCUAGGAGUCGAGGUCGCAAGCGCCCAUGACCUAAUCCCAAAAGAUGGUCAAGGUUCUGCUAGCCCAUACGUCGAGCUUCAUUUCGAUCAUCAGAAAUUCCGAACAACGAUCAAAGAGAAAGAUCUUAACCCUUAUUGGAACGAAACUUUCUACUUCAACAUUUCAGAUCCCAACAACCUAUCCAAUCUCACACUCGACGCAUACAUCUACAACAAUAUCAAAGGAAACAACUCAAGCUCAAACUCAAACUCAAAAUCCUUCAUGGGUAAAGUUCACAUCAACGGAACAUCAUUCGUACCUUAUUCAGACGCUGUCGUUUUCCAUUACCCUUUAGAAAAACGAAGCUUUUUGUCACGCGUAAAAGGCGAACUCGGCCUUAAAGUUUUCAUCGUCGAUAACCCUUCAAUCAGAUCCUCAAAUCCAAUCCCUCAAAUGGAAACCUCUUCCCAUGGGCGUAAAGAAAGAACAUUUCAUCAUCUCCCAAACCCUAAUUUCCAACAACAACAACAACCUCAGUUUCCUUCACAGCAACAACCAUACAUGGCAUCCAUGAAUCAGCCAGAAGGACAACAAUACGAAUACGAAGACAUGAGAAAUCUAAACCAAAGUCAAAUUCAAAGUCAACCAAAAGUCGUCCGGAUGUACUCCGGUUCAUCAGCACAACCACUAGAAUACUCCAUCAAAGAAACAAACCCGGUUCUUGGAGGUGGACAGGUCAUCGGGGGUAGAGUUGUAAAUUCAGACAGAAGGCGAGCGAGCACUUACGACCUAGUCGAGCCUAUGCAGUUUCUCUUCGUUCGCGUCGUGAAAGCACAAGACCUUCCGAGCAAGGACGUCACCGGAAGUCUCGACCCUUACGUCGAAGUAAGAAUCGGAAACUACAAAGGAAUCACACAACACUUUUCCAAAACAUCAAACCCGGAAUGGAAUACAGUUUUCGCAUUCUCAAAAGAAAGAAUGCAAGCAUCUGUAUUAGACGUUGUGGUGAAAGAUAAAGACGUGAUAAAAGACGAUUUCGUCGGAAGCGUUCAAGUGAAUCUUCACGAUAUUCCGACCCGGGUCCCACCCGAUAGCCCGUUAGCUCCGGAAUGGUAUCGACUUGAAGACAAAAAAGGGGAAAAAAAGAAAGGCGAAUUAAUGCUUGCUGUAUGGAUCGGAACUCAAGCCGAUGAAGCUUUUCCCGAUGCUUUUCUUCUAGAUGCAGCCAUGAGUAAUGUCGAUAGUUCAGUUUCUUCAAUGUUCACUCGCUCAAAAGUUUAUCAUUCUCCACGACUUUGGUAUGUUCGUGUCAACAUACACGAAGUGCAAGAUCUUGUUUUGGGUGAAAAAAACCGGUUCCCGGAUGUGUAUGUAAAAGCCCAGAUUAAUAACCAAGUUUUGAGAACAAGACCGGUUCAGGUAAGAACUGUAAACGCGUUAUGGGAUGAGGAGAUGAUGUUUGUAGCAGCUGAACCGUUUGAAGAUCAUUUAGUCGUUAGUAUUGAAGAUCGAGUGGGACCCGGUAAAGAUGAAUGUUUAGGGAAAGUUUAUAUACCUUUGAAUUCAGUCGAAAGGCGUGCAGAUGAUAGAAUUGUUCAUUCGAGAUGGUUUAAUCUUCGAGAUCCCGGUGAUUAUGAAAGUGAUGAGAAGAAAAUGAAAAAAGACAAAUUUGCCACUCGGCUUCAUCUUCGUGUGUGUCUAGAUGGUGGGUAUCAUGUACUCGAUGAGUCGACUCAGUACAGUAGCGAUCUGAGACCCACUGCAAAACAGCUAUGGAAACCGUCAAUUGGGAUACUCGAACUUGGUAUUUUGAACGCUUCUGCUUUACAACCAAUGAAAACGCGCGAAGGAAAAGGGACAAUAGACGCGUAUUGUGUCGCGAAGUACGGUCACAAAUGGGUCAGGACACGAACCGUGGUUGACAAUUUGGCACCACGGUUCAACGAGCAGUACACUUGGGAAGUGUACGACCCGUCAACCGUUCUCACCGUGGGCGUUUUUGACAACGCCCAACUCGAGAACGGGAACUCAAAAGAUGUUCGGGUCGGGAAGAUCCGGAUCCGGAUCUCGACUCUUGAAACGGGUCGGGUUUAUACCCACUCGUACCCGUUGCUCGUACUUCACCCGACAGGUGUCAAGAAAAUGGGAGAGAUCCAUUUAGCAAUCCGGUUUUCGAGCACUUCUAUGAUGAACAUGAUGUUGAUGUAUUCAAAACCUUUACUACCAAAAAUGCAUUAUGUGAGACCACUGACUGUCGUCCAGCUUGAAAUGCUGCGACACCAAGCGGUCGGGAUAGUGGCGGCUCGGCUAAGCAGAGCCGAGCCGCCACUCAGGCGAGAGAUUGUUGAGUACAUGACGGAUGCGAAUUCGCAUUUAUGGAGUAUGAGACGGAGCAAAGCGAAUUUUUUCCGGUUGAUGUCGGUUUUCAACGGGGUUUUUGCAGUUAGCAAAUGGUUUGGGGAAGUUUGUUCAUGGAAGAAUCGGAUUACGACGGUUCUUGUUCAUAUACUCUUUGUAAUGCUCAUUUCCUUUCCGGAGUUGAUUCUCCCAACGGUUUUUCUUUACAUGUUUCUAAUCGGACUCUGGAAUUACUGGUUCCGGGCGCAAUACCCGCCUCACAUGAACACGAGACUAUCGUAUGCAGACGGAGUUCAUCCGGAUGAAUUAGACGAAGAAUUUGACACGUUUCCGACUUCUCGGAGUUCGGAAUUGGUGAGACACCGGUAUGACCGAUUACGGAGUGUGGCGGGGCGGAUUCAGUCGGUGGUUGGGGAUAUAGCGAGUCAAGGGGAACGGUUGCAGGGGCUGCUGAGCUGGCGUGAUCCGAGAGCGACGGUUAUAUUUAUGGUGUUUUGUCUUGUAGCGGCAUUUGUUUUAUAUGCUACGCCUUUUCAGGUGCUGGUGAUUGCGACUGGGUUUUAUGUUAUGAGACAUCCUAAGUUGCGUCAUAGGUUGCCGUCUGCACCGCUGAAUUUCUUCCGAAGGCUGCCAGCCCGCACCGAUAGCAUGUUGUGA